AUGACUCCAUCAGAAAUCCAUGAAGAUAUGGUAAGAACCUUAACAGACAAUGCUCCUUCAUAUGCAACAGAGAAACGCUGGGUAAAUGAAUUCAAGCAUGGCAGGGAGAGUGUAAUAGAUUAUCCAAGACUAGGGAGACCUCCAACUGCAACCACCAAGGACACCCCUGACCCAGCUCUUGGUAUGAUAAUGCAAGAUCGUCGAAUAUCAUGUCCUCAGAUAGCCGAGACACUGGGCAUCUCAACUGAAAGAGCAGACAACAUUGUAACAAAAGAACUUGGGUUCUCAAAGGUUUUUGCAAGGCGGAUCCCUCGCCUUUUGACCCCUGAACAGAAACGCACCAGGUGCAUUUUGUCCACAAGCAAUCUGGAACUGUUUGAAACCGAUGAAGUGAAUUUUCUUGCUCGUUUCAUUACUAUGGACGAAAGUUGGGUUCAUCACUACCAGCCUGAAGCCAAAGAACAAUCAAAGCAGUGGAAGCAUGCAUCUUCUCCUACCCCAAAGAAGGCCAGGGUCAAUUCUUCAGCUAGCAAGGUCAUGGCAUUGGUUUUUUUGAAUUCUCAAGUUGUCUUGCUGAUCGAUUACCUUGAAAAGGACUUAGCUCCCUCUGACUUUCAUAUUUUCCCAAAAAUGAAAAAAGCCCUGGCUGUUCACCAUUUUGCCAGUGACAAUGACAUCAUAGAUGCUAGAGGUCCCAAAUAUUUACAGAUCCCCGCUUGGCUCUCUGGAUCUUUGAUAGAUGUAUUGACUGCCUGCCCCCACCUCAUUUCUCAGGUCCUGUUGAUAAGAUAA
This is a messenger RNA of Octopus sinensis (East Asian common octopus), 792 nucleotides long. RefSeq lists its product as uncharacterized. The transcript is spliced from 3 exons. The record is from RefSeq and is a predicted model, not a curated record. Gene Ontology annotation, molecular function: nucleic acid binding. Bases 1 to 792 code for a protein of 263 amino acids. Lineage: Eukaryota; Metazoa; Mollusca; Cephalopoda; Octopoda; Octopodidae.